This is a messenger RNA of Galeopterus variegatus (Sunda flying lemur), 894 nucleotides long. It is a transcript of the gene EIF5A, whose product is annotated as eukaryotic translation initiation factor 5A. Gene Ontology annotation, molecular function: RNA binding; ribosome binding; translation elongation factor activity. The transcript is spliced from 6 exons. Lineage: Eukaryota; Metazoa; Chordata; Mammalia; Dermoptera; Cynocephalidae. The record is from RefSeq and is a predicted model, not a curated record. Gene Ontology annotation, biological process: positive regulation of translational elongation; positive regulation of translational termination. Bases 128 to 592 code for a protein of 154 amino acids.
CCGUGUGCUGCAGCGGCGGCGGCGGUAGAGGCGGCGGUAGCGGGCUCGGGGGCAGCGGUUGGGCUCGCGGCGAGCGGACGGAGUUGAGUCAGUGCGUUCACGCGAGUUGGAAUCGAAGCCUCUUAAAAUGGCAGAUGAUUUGGACUUCGAGACAGGAGAUGCAGGGGCCUCAGCCACCUUCCCAAUGCAGUGCUCAGCAUUACGUAAGAAUGGCUUUGUGGUGCUCAAAGGCCGGCCAUGUAAGAUCGUCGAGAUGUCUACUUCGAAGACUGGCAAGCACGGCCACGCCAAGGUCCACCUGGUUGGUAUUGACAUCUUUACUGGGAAGAAAUAUGAAGAUAUCUGCCCGUCAACUCAUAAUAUGGAUGUCCCCAACAUCAAAAGGAAUGACUUCCAGCUGAUUGGCAUCCAGGAUGGAUACCUAUCAUUGCUCCAAGACAGUGGGGAGGUGCGAGAGGACCUUCGUCUGCCUGAGGGAGAUCUCGGCAAGGAGAUUGAGCAGAAAUAUGACUGUGGAGAAGAGAUCCUGAUCACGGUGCUGUCUGCCAUGACAGAGGAGGCAGCUGUUGCAAUCAAGGCCAUGGCAAAAUAACUGGCUCCCAGGGUAGCAGUGGUGGCAGCAGCAGUGAUCCUCAAGCCUGCAGAGGCCCCCUCCCCCGGCCUGGCUUGGCUCUGGCCAGGCAGGGCUGGACUCCUACACAAUUUAUUUGACGUUUUGUUUUGGUUUCCUCCACCCCAACAAUCUGUCGGGGAGCCCUUGCCCUUCACCCAGCUCCCUUGGCCAGGAGUAAGAAAGCCAUGGCCUUGGUGAAGCUGCCCUCCUCUUCUCCCCUUGCACUACAGCCCUGGUGGGGGAGAGGGGGUGGGUGCUGCUUGUGGUUUAGUUGUUUUUUU